AUGUUAAAUGAGGAGAUUGUUGAUCUUUCGGAGGACAUAAGGUGGGAGUUCGGAGGUUAUAAGAUGGUAAAACGUAGGGGAUUGUUUAUUGGCAGUUAUAAGGUGAAUAUUGCUCCCUUGCGGAAUAAGUCACGGUUUGACGAUGCUCGCUUUGAGAUGCAAGAGGUAACUCGACGGUUGGUGAUCUCCUGGAAGCGGCCCCUGCAGGGUGCUGUCAAGUUGAAUACGGACGCCAGUGUCUCAAAAGGGAAAGCUUUAGGAGGAGGACUGCUAAGGGACCAUGAGGGCAAAUUGAUCUUUGCAUUCUACAAGGAGAUCUGGGAGGUCGAUGUGCUGAUGGCUAAAAGUUUGGCAUUGCUGCAUGGUCUACAAUUGUAUAAAAGGACUCGGGUUCAGAAUCUAUUGGUAGAAGUGGAUUCAGCGGGGUUAGUUCAAUUGUUGGAAACAAGAAGUCUGACAAAGGGGCCGUUAUGUAGCUCUCUACGACGGAUUCAGGAAUUGCUUCGGAGCUUGCACUCUACAGUUACUCACAUAUUCUGGGAAGCGAACAGUGCGGCGGACAAAUUAGCAAUGAUGGAGGCUCAGGAUGAUUUUCCUAGUGCUGCAAUUCAACAACUCUCGGGGGGUAUUAGAGCGACUAUACUUUUGGUUAGUAGGGAAAUUCCUUUGGUUGGAACACAAGUUGUGAGAGAAUAG
Coffea eugenioides is the source of this 696-nucleotide messenger RNA. RefSeq lists its product as uncharacterized. The record is from RefSeq and is a predicted model, not a curated record. Gene Ontology annotation, molecular function: nucleic acid binding; RNA-DNA hybrid ribonuclease activity. The transcript is spliced from 3 exons. The coding region runs from base 1 to 696 and encodes 231 amino acids. Lineage: Eukaryota; Viridiplantae; Streptophyta; Magnoliopsida; Gentianales; Rubiaceae.